UUUUGUUGACAGACGGCUCCCGCGAGCGGCGAAGGCGGCUCGAGAGCUGCUGAGGCGCCUUCUUCUGUUUUGGCGCGGCGGCCCCGCCCCUUCGAGGCGCGAGGACAGCCCGCUGCUCCCGCCCAGGCCUCGCGCGCCCCGGCCUGAUUGCUUGCCUGCCUUUCUCUCAUGGAGGAGAAGAAGGAGGAGGAGGAGGCUGCUGCCGAGGAGGCGGGGAUGCUGUGCGGACUGCGGGCGGGUUGGGGGCGCAGCAGAGCCGCCGCCGGCCCGGGGCAAGCACUCUGCAAAGCCAGCGGCGGAGGCUGCGAGAAGAGCGAGCCCGAGCUGGCGGCCAAAGCGGACUGGGAUGAAGGCGGCGGCGGAGGAGGAGGAGGAGGGAGAGGACUGUGGGGACAGAUAGCUUCCCGCGGAGGAGCCGCCGCAGGAGGCAGGCGUAGAGGCGGCGAAGAACUAAACGGCGGCUGCUGCUGUUGCUGCUGCGGGGAGGCGGCGUUGGCGGCGUUGGCGGAAAGCGACGGGGCGGGGGUCCCGGCCUCUAUAGUCUCCGCCGCCGCCGCCGAGUGGAGCUCUUCCUCGGCGCCCUUCGGGAUGGCGGCCCCGGCGCUCUCGGACCCGGGCUCCAACAGCGAGCGCAGCGCCGACUCCCCGCUCCCCGACGACGACGGUGGCGGCAACGGCUCGGCCCGCGCCCACGCCGCCAGCCCCGAGUGGGGCGAGGAGCGGUUCCGCGUGGACAGGAAGAAACUGGAGGCCAUGCUGCAAGCUGCUGCUGAAGGAAAAGGCAAAAGUGGAGAAGACUUUUUCCAGAAGAUUAUGGAAGAAACUAACACCCAGAUUGCUUGGCCAUCUAAACUGAAGAUCGGCGCAAAAUCAAAGAAAGAUCCCCAUAUUAAAGUGUCUGGAAAAAAAGAGAACGUUAAAGAAGCCAAAGAAAAGAUCAUGUCUGUUUUGGACACAAAAAGUAAUCGUGUCACUCUGAAGAUGGAUGUAUCUCAUACAGAACAUUCUCAUGUAAUUGGCAAAGGAGGAAAUAAUAUUAAAAAGGUGAUGGAAGAAACAGGCUGCCACAUCCAUUUUCCAGAUUCUAAUAGAAAUAACCAAGCAGAAAAAAGCAAUCAGGUGUCUAUUGCAGGACAACCGGCUGGAGUUGAGUCUGCUAGAGUUAGAAUACGGGAGCUUCUCCCUUUGGUACUGAUGUUUGAAUUACCUAUUGCUGGAAUCCUUCAACCAAUCCCUGAUCCCAGUUCUCCCACAAUUCAACACAUAUCACAGACGUAUAAUAUUUCAGUGUCAUUUAAACAGCGUUCUCGGACAUAUGGUGCUACAGUUAUCAUCAGAGGAUCUCAAAAUAAUGCUAGUGCUGUGAAGGAAGGAACGGUGAUGCUUUUGGAACACUUGGCUGGUAGCUUGGCUUCUGCGAUCCCCGUGAGCACACAACUAGAUAUAGCAGCACAACAUCAUCUCUUUAUGAUGGGUCGAAAUGGCAGCAACAUCAAGCAUAUAAUGCAAAGAACUGGUGCUCAGAUCCAUUUUCCUGACCCUAGCAAUCCACAGAAGAAAUCUACAGUCUACCUCCAGGGCACUAUUGAGUCUGUCUGUCUUGCCAGGCAGUAUCUCAUGGGCUGCCUUCCUCUUGUGCUCAUGUUUGAUAUGAAGGAAGAAAUCGAUGUAGAACCACACUUUAUAACACAAUUAAUGGAACAGCUAGAUGUCUUCAUUAGUAUUAAACCAAAGCCAAAACAGCCAAGCAAGUCUGUAAUUGUAAAAAGCGUCGAGAGAAAUGCCUUAAAUAUGUACGAGGCACGGAAAUGUCUCCUGGGCCUUGAAAGCAGUGGAGUCGCAAUGGCAACAAGCCCAUCCACCAUCUCCUGCCCAGUUGGCCUCUCCUGCCCAGGCUUGGACAUCUUAUCCUCAGCUGGACUGGGACUUACUGGACUUGGUCUCUUGGGUCCAACUGCCUUAUCUGUCAACACAUCAAGUGCUCCUAAUUCCCUCUUAAAUGCUCUAAAUAAUUCUGUUAGUCCUUUGCAAAGUCCAAGUUCUGGCACACCAAGCCCAACUCUGUGGGCAUCAUCAAUAGCCAAUACAAAUGCUACAGGAUUUUCUGCCAUUCCUCACCUGAUGAUGCCAUCAGCUGCUCAAGCUACUUUAACUAGUAUUCUUCUAUCAGGAGUGCCAAAUUACAGUCAGAGCACACCAUCUCCCCCUCCUGGUUUAACCCCAGUUGAUAUCCACAUGAAUGGCAUUCACACAGAAAACAAGAAAAACCCAACUUCAUUAAAUGGUCAUGUCAAGACCUCAGCUAUGAAGUACACUACGCUAUCUGCUGCAGCACUUGGUGAAAAUGUAUUAAGCACAAACCACAGUGAUCCAUCCAGACAGACAAAUAGCCACAAUGCUGCUGAACCAGUGACCACCAAGGCAGAUGCUAGUGAAGGUUGUAAUGAUGCCUUUGUGGAGGUAGGCAUGCCGAGAAGUCCUUCACAUUCUGCCAAUGCGAAUGAUCUCAAGCAAAUGAUGAGUUCCUCCAAACAAUCCUGUGCAAAGAGGCAAACAGUAGAACUGUUGCAAGGCACCAAAAACUCUCACUUACACACAACAGAGAGGUUGUUGUCAGAUUCUGAGUUGAGUGGUUCAGAGAACCCAGUUGCUGACAAAAAAGCACCUGGAAGUGAACGAGCAGCUGAAAGAGCAGCCGCAGCCCAACAGAAUUCGGAAAGAGCACGUCUUGCCCCACAGUCGUCAUACAUGAAUAUGCAGGCAUUUGACUAUGAACAGAAGAAGCUAUUAGCAACCAAAGCAAUGUUGAAAAAGCCAGUUGUCACAGAGGUCAGAACACCCACGAACACAUGGAGUGGACUUGGAUUCUCCAAAUCCAUGCCAGCUGAAACUAUUAAGGAAUUAAGGAGAGCAAACCAUGUAUCAUACAAACCAUCUAUGUCAACCACUUAUGAGGGUUCCUCAAUUUCUCUCUCAAGAUCCAACAGCCGGGAACACCUAGGAAAUGGUAGCGACUCUGAUAACUGGCGAGAUCAUAAUGGCAUUGGUCCCACAGCUCCUGGUGACUUUGUUUCAUCUAUUGGCAGCCCUAAGCGGAAGCAAAAAUCAGCUGAACAUUAUCUCAGCAGCAGCAAUUACAUGGACUGCAUCUCCUCGCUGACAGGAAGUAAUGGAUGUAACUUGAACAGUCUAUUUAAGGGAUCUGACCUGCCUGAGCUGUUCAGCAAACUGGGUUUGGGCAAAUACACAGACAUAUUCCAGCAACAAGAGAUUGAUCUGCAGACCUUCCUCACACUCACAGAUCAGGAUCUGAAAGAGCUAGGAAUCACUACUUUUGGUGCACGAAGGAAAAUGCUACUUGCAAUCUCAGAACUGAAUAAAAACCGGAGAAAACUGUUUGACCCCUCCAAUAUCCGUGCUUCAUUUCUAGAAGGCGGCGCUAGUGGAAGGUUGCCACGUCAGUAUCAUUCAGACAUUGCGAGUGUGAGUGGCCGCUGGUAGCAGCCAGUGGAGGCUCUCACAGUUGACUGCACAAAGUGGUAUGGCAAUCCUGUGGACGGCCAUCACUGCACACCACCCUCUGCACUUUGGGAGUUUAGGUAACAAGGACCAAAGCCUUCUUUUCUGCACAAAAACAUGUGCCAAAAAGAGAGAGAGAGAGAGAACAAUUGUCUGUCUUUCCAAACACCAAAUGUGGAUUAUGUUUUACUCAUGUAGAUUGGAUUGAAUUUGCAAGAAUAAUAUAGGGUUCUUUAUUUAGUAUUUUAUUACUUAUAAUAACUAUAUUGUAUGCACUGAAUUUUUUUUUACUUCUUUGAAUGGAGAAUGAAGGGCUGGGAUGCCAGAGGGUAUGUGGUUUUAUCAAGAAGGUAUUUCUGGUACUGCUUAAUAAUUAAUUAAGGUCUUUCUGCACUUUACGUGUUCUGAUUGCUUGUCCUGUGGAAAUUAUAUUGUUUUUCUCUGAAUUCCACAGGGGGGGAAAUGUCAUAUUGGCACUAAUCAACAUUUGCCAGGUUUGUUCCCACAUGAGAUUAAAAAUCUUUGUAUAAAGGGUACUAGCAAAUCAAAUUUUGAUCAUUAUUAUUUUUUACUUUAACUUUGGAGAAGUCUUUCACAAUCAGGUCUCUUGGUAUUGGACUCAAACCCCUUUUCACUUUUGGGAGGCAGUCUAAGAUAUUCUUGAAAUUAAGUUCGUGCACUGUAAAAGAUGCAAUGAAAGACCAAACAGGCAUUAUUGCCACUAGUUAACCCUAUUUGGCUGCUGCCUGUAAUGCUAAAUCUGAUUUUAAUGGUUGUCUGAAAGCAAAGGACUAUUUUAGUAUAAACUGCCACUAAAGGACACUUUAUUUAUAGCAAACAUCUUUUUUUUAGAAUCUGUACACUUACAGUGCAUAAGAGUAAACUGAUCUACUAAAAGGUUUAGAGAAUGGAAGGCAAUUCAACUUACUGGACCUCUGGGCCAUUGCUUUGUUUAAACAAAGCAUUAAUUUCAUUUGACAAGACAGCACUGUUGCAUUUAUUUCAAAAAGGACAUUGCUUACAUGGCUCUUCAUUAAUUCAUCCACAUAGAACAACAGAACUCAAAUAGCUGCAAUUCCAUCUCUCUUUGUGGUUGGUAUAAGUUUGCGAUUGUCAGCUAUAAACUUUGUGAGAUGAGCUAUUUCCAAAAAUCUGUAUUGACUAUCAUCAGAAAGAAUCCAUGUUGUGCAUGGAUAGAGUUAGCAGUUGUGUUCUUAUACUGUGAAAGGUCAAGAAAUCUGGUUAUACUAUUUCUCUCUUUUUGCAAAUAACUAGAUAUAAAUUUAUGAAGUGAAGGACAGCAUGAAGUGCCCGUCUGUGAUGUAAUAUGAUGUUUUCCAAACAUGAAUUUAUCAGAAGGAGAAAAAUAUUCCCAUAGCAAAUAUUGUGAAUUACCUGUACUGUAAUUUCUUAUUUAUGUACAAUGUACAAACCCUUUAAGGUGGAUGUAAACCACUCUUAAUGAAGGCAUUAGAUUUAACCAAUUACCAUAGUUCUUUUUUAUAUAUGCAAAACUGGGGUGAGAAAUAAGUUUUGACACUUUCUGUGGAUAAUUCUUUUCUGUGGUGAAGAAAAAUACACACAAAGGGAAUUUUUAAAAGGUGAAAGCAUAGACAUAGUGAUAGCUGACAUGUCAAUGUUGGUUUCAACUAUUUCAGUGAUGGCUUUACAGUUAAACAACCUCUUUCUGCUACUGAAAUAGCCACUGAUCUGUCUCUUGUGUCUGAAAAGGCCUGGGACAGGUUGAUACUUUUAGGACUGCAUUAUCCUUUUCUGUGUUACCAAAUCAUGCAUUAUACUGAGAAACAAGUAAUUCUUGUAUUUGAGAAAUUGCAAGUGCUUCUGUUCAUAUCCUAUGGAGGUCCUGAUCUUUAAAACACUAAUUUUUUAAUCAUUAAUUCUCUUUUUUGGUACGAAUCUCUUUGUGUGUGUACAAAUAAGCACUUACGUUAGCAGAUCAAGACCCCAAUUUGCCUAUGUAAAUUAUUCUACCAAAAUAGGAAACUAUUUUGGUUUAAUCUGUGCCAAAUUCUAUUCAGCUGAGGAUGAUGAGCACUUGCAGUCUUUCAGUUUACAUUGGGCCCCCACCACAUCCCAACGGGUAUUCUUCUCCCACAGAACUGUGUGUGUUGUUAUUUUUUGGUUUAUACUUAAAUGCCAUGUGUUAUGACAGUAUUAUGCCUGCAAGAUGCAAUCACGCUACUGUCAUCUAUGCUGAAAUGAAGAAUUUCCCAGAUAUAAAAAUAAAGAUAGGGGUUGCACAUACACAAACACAAACUCCACACUGGAAAAAGAACAACUUUCUCACUCCUUUUGAUUCCACAAAAGGGAAUAUGACAAUACGAUAUUGGUGUUGUCAGUGUUGUAUUAUGCACAAAUAAUAUGAAACGUUUGUUUUAAAAUUUUGUGCCUUUAUAGUGACCAGUUAUCUGUAAAUAUAGAGCAGAUACAGAUUGUAUUUUUGGGAGGGAAGGGGUCCAUUUUAGUGAUUUUUAUAAAUAAAUAAAUGAAUGAAUGAAAGAUGGAAUUAAACGUUUAAAAAUGGGAAGUCUCCAAACUAAUCAAAUGUUACAUGGAAAGAAUAAAUUUAUAUAACCUGUUUGUUACACUGCCUAUUAAA
Anolis carolinensis (green anole) is the source of this 6139-nucleotide messenger RNA. It is a transcript of the gene bicc1, whose product is annotated as BicC family RNA binding protein 1. Lineage: Eukaryota; Metazoa; Chordata; Lepidosauria; Squamata; Anolidae. Gene Ontology annotation, cellular component: cytoplasm. The record is from RefSeq and is a predicted model, not a curated record. The transcript has 21 exons. The coding region runs from base 169 to 3501 and encodes 1110 amino acids. Gene Ontology annotation, molecular function: RNA binding; protein binding.